This is a messenger RNA of Adineta steineri, 453 nucleotides long. NCBI's taxonomy places the organism in Eukaryota, Metazoa, Rotifera, Eurotatoria, Adinetida, Adinetidae. The record is from the annotation of a GenBank genome assembly.
AUGACAAUGAAUUGUUCUCAACUGAUCGUCUGGUUGGAUGCAAAUGCCAAUGAUUAUACUAGCAGUUUUCGUAAGAAACUAACUGAUAAUGAACAUCAAUGUGUAAAAAUAUUUACUGAAGUCAAUCCAUGUAUAACAUUCAUUGAAACACAUAUUAACCAAACAAUAUUUUUCAUCCUUUCUGGUUCGUUUGGUUCAGAAGUAAUACCAUUAAUUUAUCAUUAUGAUCACAUCAGUCAAAUAUAUUUAUUUUGUGCUUCAAUUGUAUCACAUACUAGUUGGGCUAUAGAUUACGCAGAUAAAAUGUUAAUGUUCGAUCAUGAAAAUGAUUUACUUCGAAGACUUUUUAAAGAUAUAGAAGAAUAUUUACGUCUACAAGCAGAACAAUAUCUUAAACAAGCUAAUCAUUGUAAAGCUUAUGCAGAACUAUUUAAACAAGAUCAAUGUGGUUAA